Molecule: messenger RNA, 1712 nt
Organism: Adelges cooleyi (spruce gall adelgid)
Lineage: Eukaryota; Metazoa; Arthropoda; Insecta; Hemiptera; Adelgidae
Product: venom protease-like
Exons: 6
Coding region: 262-1491 (409 amino acids)
Biological process (GO): proteolysis
Molecular function (GO): serine-type endopeptidase activity
Source: RefSeq, a predicted model, not a curated record
AUUUUUAUAUCUAGAGGCAUUCGGCAACUGUAGUGGCGCAUCGUUCUCAAUUAAAAGUAGACAAAUCAAAUAUUUAUACUCAGUGUACAGUGUACUGUGUAGUGAUGCACUACUCACUCGGACAGAGCUUGACGGCAGUAUUUGUAAUAUAAUAAUGGAACAAUUUUAAUUAAUUUAACAACUCAAUCAAACGUACAAUUUUUUUUUGUUAAUUAAUAUAAAAAUAGAUAUUACCUAUAUAACAAACAGUUUACACAUAUCAUGUUUUUAAUGGCUAAAUUUAUGAAACUGGUGGUGGUGCUCUUGGUUUUUGUAGUAUUGUGUUUUUUCACUUCAGGAUACGAUGCUCAUCAAUUGGAUUUAUAUGAAGGAGAUAUAUGCCUAAAAGGAGAUGGUGAUAGGUCGACCGACUCUGUAUGCAAACGUCUCGAACACUGUGUUGUAGCCAAACAACAGAUCAAACAACACAUCAUACCCAAGUUGUGUUCGUUCAUCAAAUCACAGCCAGUCGUAUGUUGUCCACCUCAAAACAACGAGAUCAGACCGCCAGAAAAACCUCCGGCCAACCAGCCCGAGAUCAAAUCAUAUUCUGCUGUCGAGAAGUGCCAUCAAUACUCGGAACUCAUUUACAGCUACAUAAAGAAUCCAACAUUGGUAUCACAAUCGAACAACAAAUAUAUUAAAGUGAAAAACUGUUACGACGUACAAACGUUAAUUGUAGGGGGUACAAAAGCUGAACCCAAGGAAUUUCCACACAUGGCGUUGGUAGGAUUUGGGAACACAAUCGAGGAAGUCAGGUGGGCUUGCGGAGGUUCAUUGAUAAGUAACAUUUGGAUACUGUCGGCAGCACAUUGUGAAAAAGGAAACAAGUUAUUCGCGCGAUGGGUCCGACUUGGCGAUCUCAAUAUAGAUACGGACACCGACAACGCCAGACCUAGCAAUUAUGAAAUUGUGAAACGCGUGAUACAUCCAAACUAUCAACCUCCUUCAUUGUACAAUGACAUAGCGUUAUUCCGUUUAAACAAAAAUGUUGAAUUUUCAUCAUACGUUCGGCCUCUUUGCCUUAAUAUAGACAGAUCGUUGACACCUACCCGCGCAGUGGCUACUGGCUGGGGUCAAAUUCAGAGCGGCGGACCAACCAGUUCUGAUCUACUAAAAGUAGUCUUAAAUAAUAUACCGUCGAGUCAGUGCAACGUCAGUUAUUCGUCUAGCGUCGGCCAUCAAUUGGCGUUUGGAAUAUUAGAAGAAAGUCAGAUAUGUGCAGGUCAUGUAGACGGUGGAAUAGACACUUGUGGGGGUGAUUCUGGAGGUCCUAUUCAAAUAAAAAAUACAAAAUACCCGUGCAUGUACACUCAAGUGGGAAUUACUUCGUUUGGAAAGAUUUGUGGCGAUAAAGACGCACCUGGUGUUUAUACUAAGGUGGCUAAAUACAUCUCGUGGAUUGAAAAAAUUGUAUGGCCGAAAGAUAUUAAUGCUACUGCAAAACAUUAAUAUUUUAUUUCACAUUAAAAAAAUAAAAUUAUAUACUUAUAAUGUGUACGUACAAACUAAAAAUGAUCUACUUAUAUUUGUUUUAUUGAUAUCUUUAAAAAAAAAAAAAUAUAUAUAUAUAUAUGUAUAUAUAUAACAUGAAUAAUAUAUUUACCUAGAAUGUUAUUUUUGUAUAAUGAAAUAAAUAUACAUACUUAAACAGCAAAAAUGUAAAACAAAAA